Manduca sexta (tobacco hornworm) is the source of this 3684-nucleotide messenger RNA. RefSeq names its product guanine nucleotide-binding protein G(q) subunit alpha (gene Galphaq). Gene Ontology annotation, cellular component: heterotrimeric G-protein complex. NCBI's taxonomy places the organism in Eukaryota, Metazoa, Arthropoda, Insecta, Lepidoptera, Sphingidae. Gene Ontology annotation, molecular function: G-protein beta/gamma-subunit complex binding; GTPase activity; guanyl nucleotide binding. Gene Ontology annotation, biological process: phospholipase C-activating dopamine receptor signaling pathway; adenylate cyclase-modulating G protein-coupled receptor signaling pathway. The record is from RefSeq and is a predicted model, not a curated record. Bases 335 to 1525 code for a protein of 396 amino acids. The transcript is spliced from 10 exons.
CUUAUUAAUACACACGUGCGGGGAGUAGCCAUAGGUUUCUUGAAUCUAGUUACAUUAACAAGAUUAUACGAUCGGUUCGCAAGGUUCCACACUCAUAUAUAAACGGAUUUCGAAGUGUUUAUGUCGGCAGUUGACAGAAGCGUUUAUGUAUAUGACCGAUCAUAAGUCACCACACCCAGUGACCGGAUUGUCGGUUUUAGUAUUUGAUAGUUUUUAGUUCGGAUGGUUGUUCGCGCGUCGUCGCGUCGGAGUGGUGUGCCUCGGUUGAAAGGCCUGCCGAAAGGACAGGGCUCCGCACGCGAGGACGGAUUGCGGCCCUCCGCUCUGAGGAACCAUGGAGUGCUGCAUGUCAGAAGAAGCCAAAGAACAGAAAAGAAUCAAUCAGGAGAUAGAGCGGCAACUCCGAAAGGACAAACGAGAUGCCAGGAGAGAACUCAAACUGCUCUUGCUUGGUACCGGCGAGUCAGGCAAGUCGACAUUCAUCAAGCAGAUGAGAAUCAUUCACGGGUCGGGUUACAGCGACGAUGACAAGCGUGGUUUCAUCAAACUCGUCUAUCAGAACAUCUUCAUGGCGAUGCAGAGUAUGAUACGCGCUAUGGACCUACUAUCAAUACAAUAUGGAAAUCCGUCCAACGUAGAAAAGGCGGAGUUGAUAUCAUCAAUCGACUUUGAGAGUGUGACAACGUUCGAAAGCCCGUAUGUGGAAGCAAUCAAGGCUCUAUGGGCCGACUCCGGCAUACAAGAGUGCUACGAUCGCAGGCGAGAGUACCAACUAACUGACUCUGCUAAAUACUACUUGCAGGAAAUUGACCGCGUCGCGGCACCAAAUUACUUACCAACCGAACAGGACAUACUACGCGUCAGAGUUCCCACAACGGGUAUUAUAGAAUACCCGUUCGAUUUGGAGGAGAUACGAUUUCGUUAUUUAAGUGACUUGGCAAGGAUCGAGAAAGCCGACUAUCUGCCGACCGAGCAGGAUAUUCUGCGAGCUCGACAGCCCACCACCGGAAUACUUGAGUAUCCUUUCGAUCUAGACGGGAUCAUAUUUAGAAUGGUGGACGUCGGGGGCCAAAGAUCCGAGAGAAGGAAGUGGAUCCACUGUUUCGAAAACGUCACAUCCAUCAUAUUCUUAGUAGCUCUUAGUGAAUAUGAUCAAAUUUUAUUCGAAUCAGAAAAUGAGAACCGAAUGGAAGAAUCGAAGGCGUUGUUCAAGACGAUCAUCACGUAUCCGUGGUUCCAGCACUCCUCGGUGAUUCUGUUCCUCAACAAAAAGGAUUUGCUCGAAGAGAAGAUCAUGUAUUCUCAUCUCGUCGACUAUUUUCCAGAAUAUGAUGGUCCGCAACGCGACGCAAACGCGGCGCGCGAGUUCAUACUGCGGAUGUUCGUCGAUCUCAACCCGGAUGCUGAGAAAAUCAUCUACUCACACUUCACCUGUGCGACAGACACUGAAAACAUCCGGUUCGUGUUCGCCGCAGUGAAAGACACAAUCCUACAAUCCAACCUGAAGGAGUACAACCUCGUCUAAGCGUAACCAACAUGGUCCCGACACAAAUCUGUGAUUGUGUAUAACACGUAAUUUAAACAUCAUCACUUCACGACAGAAUGUGUAUGUAAAUUCACGAACUGAGAUCGGAUGGACGAACUUAUUUCACCUUAAAAUGUUUAAUGAGAAAGUAAGGAUAGAUUGUAAGUCAUUUAACCCAAAAACUAGCAUCGAGUGGGGCCGCGAGCCGAACUCCAAACCGACUGUCGACCGGUCACCGGCGUCGACGCACUCGGACGACGGGCGGGUCGCUUCACCAAGCGAUAGGUUUUUUGACGUGUUUUUUUAUGAUGAAGUUAUUCACAAUUUAUGUAUGUGUCUGUAUCGGUGAAUAUUAAAUUGUGCAUUUUUAAAGUUAUGGUGAGACUCGGCCUUACCAUACCGCUUUUAGUCAUUGUUUUAGGAUUUUUGUAAAGUUUGUUGCCAUAAUAUCUUUCUACAUUAGUAUACAUUUUAUUGUGUCCAGACGGAUGGAUUUGAACAAACUAGUCCAAUGAGGUAGGCGCGUGGUCGGGACGGGACGCUUGCGGCCGCCGUGUGUCGCGGAGUAGUCGUGUCGUGUGACGGUGUUACGUACGUACGUAUUUAUUUGAAUGCUGAGUACUGAAUGUGGUGUAACGCAAGCCGGUCUCGUCUCUCCGGACACGUGGCACUCGCGUGUGUGACGUGCAGCGUUAUGUCAUUACCGUUUGUUCUGUUAGCUUGGAAAAAUUAUAACUUUAUUAAUUGUAUUAAAAUGAACAUUUCGUUACUUUUGUACAUUGGAUUUUUGUUACAUGAAUAUAUGUUAUUAUUUAAGCUGUUUAUAUUUAAAUAUGGUGUUUUUCUACACGAAUUGACUUGACGCAAACUGUUUUACUUUAACUGUAGGCUUUGUGUGCGCAGUGGUCUGGUGUAUUUUGUUUCUUCCUAUUGUUAUCCGUGUACGAGUACUCCAUCUGCUAGCCGUAUGUCAAGUAUAGGAAAUUACUAUGUUAGUUGUUUAAGGAAUUUUUGAUGCAUUUGAUAUAAACUUUUUUUACUAGGAACCCGUGAGAAACAAUAAAGCAAAAUGUGAAUUGUAAAAACCGAUACCGAUGUUUUUUGCACGAAUGCUUUUACCUCAUCAAUGUAAUAUAUUGUACAUUUGGGUCUAAAUGUGCUGAGUGAAUUGAGCAGACAGUUCAGUGCCAAGUUUUGCUAUUGGCAUAUCCUACGGCGUAUAAUGUAACGUAAUGCACAAACUAUACAUAUUAUAUUAUUGUUUUCCAUAUUUAAGAAUAUUUUUAUAACGCUAUGCUUAAUUUAGGGUGUUGCUUCGUGUUAUAUUUAGUUUUUUAUUUAUAGUAAGAAACAAAGUUUCUGUUUUGAAGAUAUAUAACUUAUUAACUUAUUUGUUGUUGUGUCUUUAAUUUCUAUCGUACGAUACGAAUUAAGCUUCCUUUUCUAUUUCGUGAACGGCUAAGCAUAAUGAGACCUGACCCUGUCAAUAGCAAAACUCUAUGCUUUAAUUAAGAAACAGCUGUCUGAAAUGCUCAAAAUAAUGUGAAAUUGAAACUUAGCGCACAAUAUUAAAUCUUUCUAUUGAUGUUACCCACUGAAGUGCAAUCUGUGUAUGCCCUGUACACAGGAACUAUACUUGUUUUGUGCAAUUGCACAGCAAUAUUGUGAAUUAAUUUGUGGCCCAACGCGGCGUCGCACCCGCGCCGACCCGCUCCCUCAGUCGACCUCGCAUGCACAUUGCACAUCUCAUUUUAUAUUAUACACUCUUAAAUGUCUGUACAAUAGUUAAAUAAUUAUUUUAUUUACAAAACCCGGCCUUAAAACGAAACUUUUUGGAAUUGAUGCCAAAUGUAUAGUUGCAUGUACAUAAUGUAAGGUUACGAGGGAGUUCGUCGCGUCGGUGCGGGUACGUCCGUCGCGUAUUCGUAUCUUCCUUACGAAUGGACUGAAAUUCGUGUACUGGUGUGGCUCUUACAUGUUUGUUUUUACAGUUGGGCGAUGACUACACAAAAUAUUGCUAAAACUAUAUUAUAGUCUAACGUUGCUUUACCUUUUGCGUGAGAUUGUGAGAAUUUUAGCUUAAGUUCCGACUGAAGAUGGAUGCCUGUAUGAAAUAUUGUAAAUUAUAAUUUCUCAUAAAAUAUAAUUUUUUUCAGCUA